Pungitius pungitius (ninespine stickleback) is the source of this 1350-nucleotide messenger RNA. RefSeq lists its product as uncharacterized. Gene Ontology annotation, biological process: response to bacterium. Bases 43 to 798 code for a protein of 251 amino acids. Lineage: Eukaryota; Metazoa; Chordata; Actinopteri; Perciformes; Gasterosteidae. The record is from RefSeq and is a predicted model, not a curated record. The transcript has 5 exons.
AAAUCUGUCUCGCUGUCUUUUAACUUCCGAUCAUCAUCACUCAUGGACGUGCUGCACACUUUUCUAGUGGCUCUCUUAGGAGUUGCAUCCUGCAGUCAUGAAUGGAUCUCUGGAUCAGUGACAGUCAGACGAGGAGACAACAUCACUCUGUACUGUGAUUGUAAACCAUCAACUGGUGUACACAUAGUGUGGUACAGGAACUGCUCUGUUGAGAACCACCCUUCCCUUGUCAUUAAAAUAGACCUCAGUUUAUACAGAUUAGCAUACAAUCAGGGCCAGGACACCAAAGAUCCUCUGAAGAUUGUUCCUGGUUUUCAAUUUGUGAAAAACUCUUCUUCUGAUUCCUAUGACCUGCUGAUCAUGAACAUCACUGAUUCUGAUGAGGGACUCUACUACUGUGGAACUGAACAGAGAAGUAUAGAGGAUAAAGAAUUCAUUGGCUCUGAAACUAUUUACAGAAACGGCAACGUCACAACAAGGAUCUCGAUCAGUCCAGACUCCAGCGAGCUGGUGCUGUUCUCCUUGUGUCCAGCUAUUGCUGUUGUAUCCUCUCUCUUCUCCUCUCUCCUAUCUUCUCUUCUAGUUUAUCAUCUCUGUCAGAAAAAAGCUCCACAACCUGAUCAGCAAACACCUCAAAGAAGACAGCAUGGGGAUGAAGAUGUGUGCUAUGCUGCACUGGAAAUCCAACAGACAUCACACAGACCACAGAAGAAGAAGAUCCAGAGUUAUGACUUAAGCACCUAUUCAUUAUGUACCUACGUGUGUGUGGUCCGUACCCAACAUGGUGCAACUUUUUAAUCUUUCUCAAUACAGCAUGAUGUUCAUUUAGUAGAUUAUUGUCCAUUUAGAGUCAAAUAGACCAUAGGGAGAAUUGUGCUUUAGGGCGGGGCUUACUGUGAUUGACGGACUGCAAAUCAAUUUCCAAUCUUUUUUAUAUUACUUCUUCCCCCACUUUAGUACCUGCUGUGAUGAGCACUGUGUAGUCAUCAUAUCCCUCCUUUUUUCUCCCAGUCUGGGAGUUGUUCCACCUUCAACUCUUUCCCAGUGUGUUUUCAGCCCAUCGCUAAAAUAAACAAGAUCGAGACAGAAAAAACAUACAAGUUGAUGCUUCACAGCGACAGUCUGCAAACAAAUGGGUGAAUUCACGGGGGGGGAAGCAUCCGCUUCUUUUAUCACAAAUAAUAUAUUGCAUUGUCUAAUGAUGAGUAAUGAUGAAUCUUACCAUGUCUUUUAAGGGAAAUAGAGCAUUCUUUCACUUUAUUGAUGGCUUCUAGAUGUUAUGCCGAUAAUACUUUCGCUUUUUGCUUAAUAUCCGUGGAGCAUUUAUAAUAAAUAAAAUGUUUUUAAAAC